AAGCUAGGUUUUCGCCGCUUUCAUUCUCCUUCCUUGAGCUGCUGCUGUUUCAAAGCCUCCGGUACUUUAACUGCUCCAAAGGAAGAGAAAAAAGAAGGGAAGGUUUUUGCUUAGCCAUGGCUGACAAGGCAGUGACUAUUAGGACCAGGAAGUUCAUGACCAACAGGCUCCUUUCCAGGAAACAAUUUGUCAUUGAUGUUUUGCAUCCUGGGAGGCCGAAUGUUUCCAAGGCCGAGCUGAAGGAGAAGCUUUCUAGAAUGUAUGAGGUGAAGGACCCAAAUUCAAUCUUUGUGUUCAAGUUCAGAACUCAUUUUGGAGGUGGUAAAUCUACAGGAUUUGGUUUGAUUUAUGAUUCUGUUGAGAAUGCAAAGAAGUACGAGCCCAAGUACAGGCUGAUCAGGAAUGGACUUGAUACCAAGGUAGAGAAAUCAAGGAAGCAAAUGAAGGAAAGGAAGAACAGGGCUAAGAAGAUCCGCGGAGUAAAGAAGACCAAGGCCAGUGAAGCAUCAAAGAAGAAGUGAGCUAAAAGGCAGGAAAGAAGAGGUCAAGUUUGUGCUUAUCUUAAGAGCCAAUGUUUUCCGGCAGCCUUUCUUUACUAUUCUGAAGUGUCUAGGUUUUUCUGAAUCUGUUUUUUUUUUAAACUGGAUUUUGGUGUCAACUGAUGUUUAGCUUUAUCAUCUGAUUGUCCUAUUUUGGGUAUUCUUCCCAGGAUUUUGGAAUAUUUAGUAUAAUACAUUCAUAUUUCUUA
Molecule: messenger RNA, 748 nt
Organism: Durio zibethinus
Lineage: Eukaryota; Viridiplantae; Streptophyta; Magnoliopsida; Malvales; Malvaceae
Product: small ribosomal subunit protein eS24z-like
Biological process (GO): translation
Cellular component (GO): ribosome
Molecular function (GO): structural constituent of ribosome
Source: RefSeq, a predicted model, not a curated record